GCAGACCCAGAGUUGCCUCGCUGGCGCUCUGGACCCGCGAUCUGGCAAUUUUGGGGCGACAGUCUGUCUGUCGAUCGGAAAGAAGUUACAGACUCGCAACUCCGCCAUGGGGCGAACUCCGCUGGCGCUGGCGCUGUGGGUCCUGUUCCCCGCGAUUUGGAGUGGAGCUCUCGCUGAGGUGAAGAUAGAAGCCAUGACCAACCUGCCCUCCCAGGACCCUGUCCCAGGGACCCAGCAAACUGACCACACGCCAUCUUCCCAGGAUGAGAGCCAGCCUGCCUUGCUGUUCUCAUCAACCCAGGACAGAGGAUCAAGUCCAGUGAAUGGGAUUCUUUCCAAGGCAACCACUGCUGGGACAAAGCUCCUGCCACCUCUUGCAUUCAAUCACACAGUUGGCCGCAUUGUCCUCUCUGAACAUAAAGAUGUCAAGUUUAAUUGUUCCAUCAGCGUACCUAACAUGUACCAUGAUAGUGCCAUCAUUUCUUGGUGGAAAGAUGGGAAGGAAUUGCUUGGGGCACAUCAUGUGAUCACUCAGUAUUAUUCUGAUGACCGAACUACCACAAUCAUCACUUCCUUCAGCAUAACCAAAGUGCAGCGUUCAGACAAUGGAUCUUAUGUCUGUAAGAUGAAAAUUAAUGAUGAAGAGAUCGUGUCCGAACCCAUCUACAUUGAGGUACAAGGACUGCCACACUUUAUUCGCCAGCCUGAGAGCCUAAAUGUCACCAAGAACACGGCCUUCAACCUCACGUGUCAGGCAGAGGGCCCACCUGAGCCCGUCAAUAUUUUCUGGAUUCAGAACAGCAAGCGGGUGAACGAAUUGCCUGAAAAAUCGCUCUCAGUUCUCACGGUUCCCGGUCUCAGCGAGGCAGCCAUCUUCAGCUGCGAAGCCCACAAUGACAAAGGGCUGACGGUGUCCAAAGGGGUGCAGAUCAACAUCAAAGCAAUUCCCUCCCCGCCAAGUGAAGUCAAUGUCUACAACAGCACUGCACACAGCAUCCUGAUCUCCUGGGUCCCAGGCUUUGAUGGCUUCUCCCCGCUUAGGAACUGCAGCAUCCAGGUCACGGAUACAGAUCCGCUGAGUAAUGGCUCCGUCAGGAUUUUCAACACCUCAGCCUGGCCACAUCUGUACCAAGUUGAGCAGCUGCAGGCGCUGGCUAACUACACUAUCGAUGUGUCCUGCAUGAAUGACAUUGGCUGGUCGGCACGGAGCGCUGGCAUUCUGGCCAGCACCACUGAAGGAGCCCCGUCGGCAGCACCUUCGAAUGUCACCGUGUCUCUCAAUGUUUACAGCCAUAAAGUGAAUGUGAGCUGGGUCAGGCCUCCGAUGAAGCGGCAGGAAGGGGCCCUGCAGGGCUACCGGAUCUCGCACCUAUGGCAGAACAUAGAGACACAGCAAGAGUUCUCUGAAGAAGUCAGCCAGAAUGACAGCCACACCCAGAUCCCCAUUGAGUUCCACAAUGCCACAUGCACAGUGAGGAUUGCAGCUGUCACCAAAGGGGGCGUCGGACCUUUCAGCAACCCAGUGAAGCUCUUCAUCCCUGUGCACGGUUGGGGAGAUAUUGCCCCUUCUUCCACCCCAGCCCCCAGCAACUCAGAUCCUGUGCUCAUCCUCCUCGGCUGCAUCUGUGGAUUUAUUUUAAUUGGGUUGGUUUUGUAUAUUUCUACGUCCAUCAGAAAAAGACUCCAGGAGACACGGUUUGGGAAUGCCUUUGCAGAAGAGGAUUCAGAAUUAGUUGUCAACUAUGUAGCGAAGAAAUCCUUUUGUCGAAGGGCCAUUGAACUCACCUUACACAGCUUAGGCGUCAGCGAGGAGCUUCAGAAUAAACUUGAAGAUGUUGUGAUCGACAGGAAUCUUCUAAUUCUUGGGAAAAUCCUAGGUGAAGGAGAAUUUGGGUCAGUAAUGGAGGGAAACCUCAACCAGCCAGAUGGGACCUCUCAGAAGGUGGCAGUGAAGACCAUGAAGUUGAAUAAUUUUUCACAGCGAGAGAUCGAGGAGUUUCUCAGUGAGGCUGCGUGCAUGAAGGACUUCGACCACCCCAACGUCAUCCGGCUCCUCGGUGUAUGUAUAGAAAUGAGCUCUCAGGGCGUCCCCAAGCCCAUGGUGAUCUUACCCUUCAUGAAAUAUGGGGAUCUGCACACCUACCUACUCUACUCCCGACUGGAGACAGGACCAAAGCAUAUUCCUCUGCAGACAUUAUUGAAGUUCAUGGUGGACAUUGCCCAGGGGAUGGAGUAUCUGAGCAACAGGAACUUCCUCCACCGAGAUUUAGCUGCUCGAAACUGCAUGUUGCGAGAUGAUAUGACCGUCUGUGUCGCCGACUUUGGCCUUUCCAAGAAGAUUUACAGUGGUGACUACUACCGCCAAGGCCGCAUCGCCAAGAUGCCUGUGAAGUGGAUUGCCAUCGAAAGUCUUGCAGACCGAGUCUACACCAGUAAAAGCGAUGUGUGGGCGUUUGGCGUGACCAUGUGGGAGAUAGCCACACGGGGAAUGACUCCCUACCCUGGAGUCCAGAACCACGAGAUGUAUGACUACCUUCUCCACGGCCACAGGCUGAAGCAGCCUGAGGACUGCCUGGAUGAGCUGUAUGAAAUAAUGUACUCCUGCUGGAGAGCGGAGCCCUUGGAACGGCCCUCCUUCUCCACCUUGAGGAUACAGCUAGAAAAGUUCUUAGAAAGUUUGCCUGAGGUUCAGGACAAAGCCGACAUUAUUUACAUCAACACUCAGUUUCCAGAGAGCGGUGAAGAAAGUCCUGACAGCACGGAGUUUACGCAGCUGGACAUGGACAUUGAUCCGGACUCCAUCAUUGCUUCUUGCACCCCCAGUGCCACUGUCAGCCUGGUCACGGCAGAAGUUCAUGAGAGCAGACCUCAUGAAGAAGAAGAAAGAUACAUCCUGAAUGGGGCCGGUGAGGAGCAGGAUGAGCCAACAGCGGUCGCCCCUGCCAUGAGUACUGAGGGAAAGAAGGGUGUUCUACCGGAGGACAGACCCCUAAGGAGUGGGGCCCCCUGGUCCCAGACCAGCACGUUGCCGGUGGGGAGUCCAUCUCCAGAGGAACUUUUGCUUGUUGAGGACUCCUUGGAAGAAUCAGAGGACCCCAUGUGAGGGGAGCUGAGAGGCAUUCCCAGGCCUGGGAGAGUUUCAGCAUUAGGAGAACACAUGUGCAUGCCAUGAUUUGGGUCUUUGUCUUCCUUACCAAGUCAGCACCUUGACCCAAGGUGAAUGUUGUCAAGUCAUCAAUCAUUAAAAACACACAAUAAGCGCUGGAAGGGUACUACAGUGGGCAGAGAGUUUGCCUUGCACAUGGACAGGUUUGAUCUUCGCUCCACGUAUGGUGUCUGAGCCCUGCCAGAUGUGAUUCCUGAGUACAGAGCCAAGAGUCAGCCCUGAGCACAGCCAGCUGUGGCCCCCAAACAAACAAACAAAACUAAAUAAAAGCACACAAUAUAUUUAUUUAAAAAGAAAAGUAUAUGGAUGUAUAUGGUUGAAAGAGACAGAUUUUAUAUUUUAAUAAAAGAUGCUGUAUUCUAUUGCCCUUACCUUGCAGCUUUUAAAAUGGAAGCUGGAACACCUUUAUCAUGACAGUUCCUCAAGGUUAACACUUGCAGAGUCGAUGUUGUAUUUAUUUUUGUAAGAAACUUUUCUUUUGUAAAGUUGUAAAAUAAGUUGUAAAAAAGAUGUAUAUUCGUAAAGUGAAAUACCAUAUCUGACUUUGCUCCUGAAUCUUAGGAAAAGUCUGAGAUGUCUGUCUGAAUUCUAUGUUUGUAAAAUGAUUCCUGUAAUAUUUAAGGUUUCAUUUAAGGUUUGUUCUUCAAUGUGACUUCCAAAUAAAACAUA
Messenger RNA from Sorex fumeus (smoky shrew), 3835 nucleotides. It is a transcript of the gene MERTK, whose product is annotated as MER proto-oncogene, tyrosine kinase. Gene Ontology annotation, molecular function: ATP binding; protein binding; transmembrane receptor protein tyrosine kinase activity. Gene Ontology annotation, cellular component: signaling receptor complex. The record is from RefSeq and is a predicted model, not a curated record. NCBI's taxonomy places the organism in Eukaryota, Metazoa, Chordata, Mammalia, Eulipotyphla, Soricidae. The coding region runs from base 107 to 3103 and encodes 998 amino acids. The transcript is spliced from 19 exons. Gene Ontology annotation, biological process: positive regulation of kinase activity; cell migration; protein phosphorylation.